Messenger RNA from Mercurialis annua (annual mercury), 1305 nucleotides. RefSeq names its product ribosome-binding factor PSRP1, chloroplastic. Gene Ontology annotation, molecular function: ribosomal small subunit binding. The record is from RefSeq and is a predicted model, not a curated record. The coding region runs from base 99 to 1034 and encodes 311 amino acids. Gene Ontology annotation, biological process: negative regulation of translational elongation; primary metabolic process. The transcript has 5 exons. Lineage: Eukaryota; Viridiplantae; Streptophyta; Magnoliopsida; Malpighiales; Euphorbiaceae. Gene Ontology annotation, cellular component: cytosolic small ribosomal subunit.
CCCUUCAUUUUUUCCUAUUAUUAAACACAAACGAGAAAAUCUUUCCUAAUUUUCUUUCCAUCCAAACACACCAUUAACCGAUUCUUGAGAAUUUGAAGAUGACAACUCUUUUUGGGCCAUUAAAAACAAGCUUCUACCAUCACUCCUUAUCAGCAAAGGCCACGACUACUACUACCUCAUGUUCUUCUUGUUCCUCAAUCUGUAUUGUGGGUACCAAAAAGCUUCCAUUUUCGGUGACAUUGUCUGAUAAAGGCAGUUUCUUGAACCCACUGGUAUUGGGUGGCAACGUCAAGUAUUUAGACUGUAAAAGGAGGAGAACAAAUGGUGUUCGAAUGUCAUGGGAUGGUCCACUAUCCUCUGUUAAACUCAUUGUUCAAGGCAAAAACUUGGAGUUGACAGAUACUUUGAAAACUCAUGUCGAAGAUAAGGUGGGAAAGGCAGUUCAAAAGCAUAGUCAUUUUGUGCGAGAAGUUGAUGUUAGACUGUCAGUUAGAGGUGGAGAGUUUGGGAAAGGGCCGAGGAUUCGGAGAUGCGAGGUGACUUUGUUUACAAAGAAGCAUGGAGUGAUUCGGGCAGAGGAAGUGGCUGAGACAACAUAUGCAAGUAUUGAUUUGGUCUCGUCAAUCAUUCAAAGGAAACUGAGGAAGAUAAAAGAGAAGGAUUCGGACCAUGGCCGUCACAUGAAAGGGUUUAAUAGGCUGAAGGUGAGGGAGGCUGUGAUUGAACCUGUGAAGGAUGAUAUAGAUGAGGUAGAUGGUCUACCCCAAGAUGACAAUGAGGACUAUAUUGAUAAGGUUGUGCGAACCAAAUAUUUUGAUAUGCCACCUUUGACUGUUUCCGAGGCCAUCGAGCAAUUAGAGAAUCUUGAUCACGAUUUCUUUGGUUUUCGGAAUGAAGAUACUGGUGAGAUAAACAUUCUCUACAGACGAAAGGCUGGGGGUUAUGGCGUAAUCGUACCUAAAGGAAACGGUGAGAAUGAGAAAGUGGAGCCUGUGGUGAUUGAACCAGCUAAAGAGCCAUCCUUGGCAGAAUAGAUGAGCCUCGUAAUGGAAGUUUUUUGCAAAUUAGUGUGGACAUGCCUAUUUUGAUGGCGAUGAUGGUGUAUAUAAGGCCGAAGGAAGCAGCGGAGACAGCAUUGUAUAGGAUUUUGAGAUUGAGUAUCCACAGAUUAAUAUGAUGUUUGAUGAUAUGUUUUUAUGAGUAAUUAGUUGUUCCGCUGCACCUGAUAUUCAGUGGCAUCUAAAUCUUUUUAAGAUUCACUAAUUAACCGAGCAGAUUAUUAUGAGAUGAAAUAUUUUGAUAUCA